Molecule: messenger RNA, 1929 nt
Organism: Annulohypoxylon maeteangense
Lineage: Eukaryota; Fungi; Ascomycota; Sordariomycetes; Xylariales; Hypoxylaceae
Product: FAD-binding domain-containing protein
Exons: 5
Coding region: 1-1929 (642 amino acids)
Molecular function (GO): oxidoreductase activity; FAD binding
Source: RefSeq, a predicted model, not a curated record
AUGCAGUCUCUCCUUCUCUUAGUUCUCUUCGCGUUGUCGAUAAGCGUCAAGUGCACCAACUUCGCCUUCGAGGAAGAACAGCUAGUAGAAGCCGACGUUAGAGCCUUUCCAGCCAUUGCCUUCGGAAAUUCGUCGGCGGUGACCCUUCUAGAUGAUGAGCCAGAAUGCAGAGAGUAUCCGGGAAGCAGCAAUUGGCCACUAGAGGAAGAAUGGUUGUUGUUAAACCAGUCUUUAGGGGGCGCUUUGAUUAAAGGGGUUCCGCCCGCGGCGGUAUGUUACGACGGGUCUUUUAAAGAUGAAGCUGCGUGCACAUUUCUCGUCCGGAAUUCGAGCAUGAAUCGUUUCUAUAUAAAUAACCCGGUCACCGUGUUGAGUGAAUGGGGCGAGGGUGAUACCUGUCACGCAACACUGCAGCCGCAAAGUGGUGAUACCUGCACACAAGGUGCUUUCCCCACUUUCGUCAUCAACGCCACAACAGCGAGGCAGAUCCAGAUUGGCGUCAACUUCGCUAGGAAUAGGAACCUGAGGCUGGUUAUUAAAAACACAGGGCACGACUUUGUCGGCCGAGCGGUUGGCUUGGGAAGUCUCAGUAUAUGGACACACUACCUAAAAGAUUUCGAAUAUCUACCGCGGUACCAGGUCGGUGAAUAUGAUGGUAAAGCAGGUAGGGUCGGGGCAGGUAUCGAGAGUUGGGAGAUGUUUUCCCAGAUGGACAAGUACAAUGUUACAUUCGUUGUCGCCGGAGGGUACACCGUCGGGGCUUAUGGUGGCUGGAUGGCUGGCGGUGGACACUCCGCUUUGGCUUCCAAGUACGGUCUAGGUGCCGACCAAGUCUUGUCUCUCCAAGUCGUCACGGCUGACGGCAGGUUCAUCACUGCGGACCCGAACCAGAAUACUGAUCUUUUCUAUGCGUUACGUGGAGGCGGCGGAAGUACUUUUGGCGUCGUAACCUCAGCCGUGGUUAAAGCACACCCAUACACGACUGUACUCUCCACCUCUAUAAGAUUUUCAACUAGCGAAGUCAAUGGGUCCGUCGACCCUAGCGAAAAUGAGAAGUUCUGGAAGGGCUUCGAUUUGUACCACGAAUUCGGUAAAAAGAUAGUUGACGAUGGUGGUACAGCAUGUAUGUUAAAAUCUCCCUCUGCCCCUUAUGUGUCGCGCAUGUCGUCCAGUAACGAUAGCUACAGCUUCAUGACAGAUGUCGAGCUUCCUAACGUAUCAGAAGAAUACUUAUCCGCGUUCGUCCAGCCUCUUCUCGAUGACCUUCAAGCAGCAGGCAUCGACGUAACCGCCCGAGCGCCAUCCCCAGCGACAAACUGGUUAGCAUCGGCUAGAGCAGGCAUCGGCGACACUCCAGGCAGCUCCCGGUUCGCUAGCCGCCUGCUCCCGCGCGCCAAUUUCGAGGAUCCGGAAUUAUUCCAGGCAACGCAACUCGCGCUUCGCCAGUCUAUCGAGGAAGGCUACCGGUUCCACGGCAUCCACAUACAACCUACCGAGGCCGUAGCCGGCUACCCGGGCUCCGGAAACGCCGUUAACCCCGCGUUCCGACGGGCAAUCAUGCACGCCGACCUAUUCGAUUCCACGACCAUCAGAGGGCUAUCUCCCAUGGCGUGGAAGGAAACGCACGCGCAGCUUGCGAAUGCGAUGGAUAGGUGGAGGAACGUGACGCCGGGAGCCGGGGCGUAUAUCAACGAAUGCGAUGUAGAGGAACCGGAGUGGCAGCAGGCGUUCUUUGGGAGCAAUUAUGAGAGGUUGUUGGAGAUCAAAAAGGCUAGGGAUCCGUGGGGCGUGUUUUAUGCGCCGACGACGGUGGGGAGCGAGGGGUGGGUGGUUAGGACUGAGGAUGAUAUGCCCACGCAGAACGGGAUGUUGUGUAGGGCUGGAGCUGGGGUGGUGGAGAGGAGGGGUGGGAUGGGGAUGGGAGUGUGA